Molecule: messenger RNA, 3429 nt
Organism: Dendrobium catenatum
Lineage: Eukaryota; Viridiplantae; Streptophyta; Magnoliopsida; Asparagales; Orchidaceae
Exons: 5
Coding region: 439-3243 (934 amino acids)
Source: RefSeq, a predicted model, not a curated record
UGCAGCUUCAUCUCCAGCUAAAGGACACGAAGACUCUCUAACCCAAAUCCCAGUUUUCAUUCCCUCUCUCCCUCUCUCCCUCUCUUCGACUCUCCCUCUCUCUUGGUCUCGGACUCGUGCUUUUUCACAGGCGGCUAGCUUGCUUCCAUAGCUCCUUCACGGUUUCCUAUAACUCCGAAAGGAAGAAAAUUUUACCAAGAAAGGCUUGUGAGGCGGAAUCAGCAGUGUGGUCAUUUGCUUUACAAGCGAGGCGACCCCCACACCGCUCUCCUCUAUCUAGGGUUUUCCAUCGUAAUCCGUACUCUUCUUGCCGCCUCCGCUGUUUUCUCUCUUCUCUACGUCUGCUGUUUUGCGCAUGAAAGUUUAUAAAGGGGCGACGAGGGGUUUUCUUCUUCUUUUGGACACCGGCAUUGGUGUUUACGUCGAUAGGCUGGAGCGAUGAGCUUGGCCAUCGUAGAGAAGCGGCCGCAGCGGCGUCCUGGAGGCUGCGCUGGUAUCUUCUUCCAGCUCUUAGAUUGGAACCGGAGGCUCGCGAAGAAGAAACUCUUCUCUAGGAAGCUUCUUCCACCAGUUUCAGUUCGCACCACGAAAAGGCCGAUGAAGAAGUUCGGCGGCGAUGAGAAGUUGCCCAAGGCGAAGCUUAUGCUUAUCGCUGAUGAGAACCUUGGAGGUUUUCCCAGUGCGAAGAAGGCAGAUUCUGAUGGGAGUCCAGGGAAUGCCAUGCAAGCCCCUGGAUUGGUUGCCCGGCUUAUGGGAUUGGAGUCUAUACCUGCUAUAGAACAGGAAAAGCCCAGGAAAGCUUUAGAUUCUGAGUAUUAUUAUGACCGCGAUAAGAGUGGGGAGUACUCUCGGCUUGAUCAGGACUUGUGUCAUGAGGUUGCAGGGCAGAGGAAACUCGAUUCUUCUAGGCCGCAAAAGUUGCAGAAGACCGGAGGAUUCUUGGAGCGGCGCCCGGCCAACGCUGCAAGAUUUAGUCCUGAUGCUACCCACAGAAGUGUUGUUGCUCGCUCCAGGAAGGAACAUCAUAAACUAGCUUCCCCAGUGAAGAGUCCUAGGUUGCUUUCAAGGGGAAAUAAAGCUCGGUUAAUGCAAGCCGCAACUAAGAUUUUGGAGCCUGGUCCGCAGGCUCAUAGUAGAAGUAGACGUGCCAUUACUUGUAAUGGAGUUUCGGAAUCAGAAUGCGUAGGAUCUGAAUCUGCUAUUGCAUUGAGAUCUAAAGAGCCUCAAAAUGAUUCUUUAAUUGGGUCCUGCAGGAGCUGUGGUAAAAUAGUUGAGUUCUCGCAGUUGAGGUUUGGUGUUGAGGACAACAAGUUUCAUAAUGGAGCCACUUUGUUUGCUGCUCAGGCGAAGUUUGAUACUUUUGGCAAGGCCAGAUUUUCAAUGGAGAGGAAACACCAAGUAGCAAGUGAUCAAGCUAAAUGCAAACCUCCACAAGAGGCCAAUCCAAAGGUUUCCACUAAAAGUAAAACAUUGAGGAGGACUGAAUUGCCAAUGGGCGGGGACAUCAUUGUUCCUGGAUCUAAAUUGUGUAGUAGAAGACAGAUUGAGGGUGAUACUACUGAAUUCAUGGGGUCCAAGCACUUUGUAGGUGUUAAAAAGAAUCUAAAUUCUUCUCCUCGUUUGAAAUCUCCCUCGAAGGUAUCUAGUUGCAAUGGAGCAAGUAGAGAGGGAAAUGCUUGGGAAAAGAGUGUGGCACGUAAGAGAAGAUCGAGCAGUAACUUGCAGACAGAUAAUAAAACUGCAUCAAAUCCCAGCUUCAUGAAGCAAAAAGGUGCUCAGAGUGGCCUAAUUAAUAAAAAAGAAUCAGGAUUGAUUUGUGAUCAAGCUAUUAAUAGGAACCGUGCAAAAUAUGGACCACAGAACAGGGUUAAUGUUGAAACUUCAUGCAGCGGAGAUGCAGGUAUUGUCUCUUUCACCUUUAGCUCACCAAUGAAACAUACUACCCUGUCCUUCAUGAGGAAAGCCACUUCUGGAAAAAUUGGGGAUCAAAUGCAACAAAAAGAUGAUACUUUUAAACCUAAAAUGAUGUUGUCCAAUGCCAAUAAGGAUAUCUUACCUUCCCCUACAGGAAAGUGUAGUGUGAGGGGAGAUGAGCUGAGUAAUCUUCUCAAAGAGAAGAUCAGGGAGCUCAAUUCAUUAGACCAAGAUGAGGUGGGAAUUAGGGAUACUUCUGGAAGAUCCACUGCUUCCAUUCUUGAAGAAUUAAUUUCAGCUCUUACUGCUGGAGAAUCUGUAGCUCAAAUUAUCCAUAAUGAUGCAAAGUCAGAGUUUUCUACUCCAGAAGAUAACUUUAUUGACAGUUUUGGGAUGCUUUCCAAUAAAACUGCUGAUGAAAAUACAAAAUUUGACAUCAAUCAAAAGUUUCAGGUAGGACCAAAUCCUUUCAUUGCCGCAUCUGUGGUCAGUGACAGCAAUCAUCCUAGUCCAAUAUCAAUAUUUGACGCAUCAUUCUCAAGUGAGAGUUGCUCCGUUGGUAGUUUCAAUGGAAGCUUUGACAUGAAAGAGAGCAAAACACGCAUAGACUUCAGACAUAAAUGUAAUAAAACCGAAUCACUGAGCCUGGACUCUGAUCUUCUGGAUUCCGCUAACUCAGUGGAGUUUAGCAGGUCUGAUAAUGAAAUGAUUUUGAACAGCAGUCGAAGUGACUUCAGCAUACAUAGUAUCCAGUCAUAUAAUGUUGGAAUUCUCGGAACUAAAGUCAGCUUUUCUACCGAAGCCAUCUCAAAGACCAAAUUGCUUCUUGAGAGCAUUCUCUUCUUUGAUUCAGACAAUACAUUGCAGUCUUCUGUCAACUUCUUUCUUCUUGACAUUUUUGCUUCAAUCUCAGAUGCUUUCUUUGCAAGGAUGAAGUCCAGUUUAAGCUUAUCAGAAGCAAAUGACUAUAAUCAUCUCAAGGAUUUUCUAUUCGACUUCUUAAUUGAGAGCUUGGUUAAAAGAUUUGACCAAUUCUGCAUGUCCGGAUAUAAGGUUUGGUUGAAAUUGCCUUUUCUAUUAAGUAAAGACCAGCUGUUGAGAGAGAUUUAUGGCGAGAUAGGAAGGUUAUUGGAAUUGGCUGGGAAGGUUUUGGGUGAUUUGGCAGAGCAAGAGUUGAGCUCAUCAACCAUAAGGUGGACAGCAUUUGAGGCAGAAGCUUCAUGGGCAGCCAUGGACAUUGAGAGUGUAAUACUUCAGGAGCUGGUGGAUGAAAUGAUAAUGGAUUUGUUUGUGAUGUCGAAGCUGAUGAAUGAUUUCAACUAUUCUUAACGUGUUAGAAUUUAGAGUGGCGGUAGACUGCACAAUUUUGUUUAGGUGCUUUUGGAGGUGUGUAUUAACUAUUAGCUCUUGUGUAGAAUUGCUUCAGAGUAGGCUCCUGUUCAGAAAUAUUUUGACUUCCUGGAAUCAGUCUUUUGGGAAGAGGUUCCGUUGCAGGUUUUGUUGCAUUGUUUUGAA